AUGGAUCCUCCUCCGCCACCGCCUCCUGCCCCAUUGCUACAUUCCUCCGACACCAGCUUCCCCAUCAUAGCCGUGGCCGUCAUCGGCAUAAUCGCCACAGCGUUCCUACUGGUCAGCUACUACGUCUUCGUCAUCAAAUGCUGCCUCAAUUGGCACCGAAUCGACAUCCUCAGAAGAUUCUCACUGUCGAGAGGCAGAGCCCACGAGGAGGCGUUGAUGGCUGCUCACUCCCCUUCAGCAGUGGAGCCCAGGGGGCUCGAGGAAUCGGUCAUAAGGUCGAUCCCUGUUUUCAAGUACACCAAAACAGAGCAUCAGGAAAAACAGGGGAAAUCGCCAUGUUCCGUCGAAUGCGCCGUCUGUCUCAACGAGUUCGUCGAAGAAGAGAAGCUGCGUAAAAUCCCUCAUUGCGGACACUUAUUCCACAUCGAUUGCAUCGACGUCUGGCUGCAGAGUAACGCCAACUGCCCGCUCUGCAGGACCAGCAUUUCCUCCUCCUCUUCAGCAACAGGGCCCGGGUUGUUGCUGCUGCCCAUGGGUCAGGUUUUCGGGUCUUCGUCCGAUCCCAGCCCGACUCCGUACCCGGAAAGGAUCGAGAUCGGCGGGGACGAAGAUUACGUGGUGAUCGAAUUGGGAAAUUACGUGACGAACAGCCGGCAGAGCUCCACGGAUCGGACGCUGCGAGCGGCGCAGGAAAGGCUAAUGAAUUCAGGCGAACUUCUGCCGACGCCCCGGACAUUCGAAUUCGGCGCUGCCGUGGAUGAGAAGAAGGGGAGGAAGGUGGGCAGGAAAGUGAUGACGAGUAAAGGAGAUGAAUGUAUCGAUCUCACGAGAGGGAAAGAGGACAGGUUCGGGAUUCAGCCGAUUCGGCGGUCGUUUUCUAUGGAUUCCUCGGUGGAUUGCCAGCUGUUGUUAAAAAUUCAAGAGAUUGUUCAGCAGCAGAGUAGUAGUGUUAGUAACGAUAGGCAGAACGCUGAAGUGGGUAUUCCAGUUGAAGGGUGUAGUGGUGGAAGUAGCAGGAGCAGAAGGAAUUUCUUUUCGUUUGGGCAUAACAGAGCUUCGAAAAAUGCAGUCUUGCCUGUAUCUCUGGACUAA
Linum tenue is the source of this 1092-nucleotide messenger RNA. The record is from the annotation of a GenBank genome assembly. Lineage: Eukaryota; Viridiplantae; Streptophyta; Magnoliopsida; Malpighiales; Linaceae.